AUUACAAUGAUUCAUUCUACAACCUUCAACUGUUAAGCGUUAUCAGAGAAUAGGAGGAGGGAAGAGCCGACAUAAUUAUGAACAUGUUCUGUACAAAACUAAGAUCCAUCAUCGAAAAAAAACGUGAUGGAAGUAAACUAACAACAGAAGAAUUACAUUAUUUUAUAGAAAAAGUAGUCGAAAAGGAACGUAAAGUACAAAAUGGCGAAAGGGUGGAAGAUCUCUCGGCACAAAUCGGUGCCAUGCUCAUGGCAAUUUAUUUCUCUGGAUUGGACGACGAAGAAACGGCCACAUUGACUAAACUCAUGGUAAACUCCGGUAAGGUAUUUAAAUGGAAGGAUGAAACGAGAGAUAUCAUAGUAGAUAAACAUAGUACGGGUGGAGUUGGAGAUAAAAUUAGUCACGUUCUAGUACCCGUUUUGGCAGCGUGUGGAUUAAAGUUGCCAAUGAUAACUGGAAGAUCUUUAGAUUUCACUGGAGGAACGUUAGACAAGUUGGAAUCAAUUCCAAAUUUCAAUGCUAGUCUGGCACCAGAGGAAGUGGAAAGAGCUCUAGAAGAUAUUGGAGCGUGUAUAAUUGGCCAAACGUUAGAAUCGGUUCCAGCAGAUAAAGUCCUGUAUCAUUAUCGUGAUAUCACCGGAACUGUGAACAACAUUUCUCUGAUAACGGCUUCUAUUGUUUCAAAGAAACUGUCUGAAGGGUUAUCCGCUUUAGUUUUUGAUGUUAAAACUGGAAAUUCGGCCUUUUGCGAAACUGAAGAUGCAGCGGAAGAACUGGCUUCUUCUAUGGUGAAUGUCGCUUCGUCUAAUGGUGUUAAAGCCACGGCUUUCUUGACCAGAAUGGAAGCUCCUAUUGGAAAAAUGAUAGGGAAUUCAUUAGAAAUUAUAGAAACUGUCCAAUGUCUUAAUGGAAAUGCACCUUGCGAUAUUCAAGAGCUUGUGGAAGUUUUUGGAAGCGAAUUGCUUGUUCUGUCCAAGCGAUGCAGAAACGAAGACGAAGCAAAAAUUCUGAUUAGAAAAGUUAUAAGUGAUGGAAGCGCCUUAGAAAAGUUCUAUCAAAUCUUAGUUCGUCAAGGGGUAGAUAAAGAUGUAGCUAGAAAAUGCGUGGAAAAUCCAUCAUCUGUAUUACCAAACACUAAGCACGUGACUGAAUUUAAGUAUAAUGGAAAAGCGGGUGUUGUAAUUGGGAUCGAGGGGAAGAAAUUGGCAAAACUUUGUAAGAAAGAAGAAAGACGAGAUGGAUAUUUAAAUUACGGAGUUGGUAUAGAAUUAACGCUUCAUUUGGGUGAUUCCAUAAACGAAGGUGUGACGUGGAUGAAAAUGCACCACGAACACCCACUCUCUGAUGAGCUUUAUUCAGAAGUACAGUCGAGUCUCGCUGUUGGUGAAAGCUUCCAUAAAUCGAGUAUGAUUCUUAAGAAGAUUUCUACGGUUGGCUCUCAAUAAGUAACGAAGCAUCUCGUGGACUGUCGUACUUGCUUGCUAAAGAAAUCGAAAUUUAAAAUUGUCUAGAAAUGUUCGUGUUAAUAAUUACUUGUGAUUAUUGUAAUGAAAUUGUGUAGGGAAUUUUUUCAUAUUUUCAGACUAGCUAUUAAUAAAAUGCAUUGUAAAGGAA
Centruroides sculpturatus (bark scorpion) is the source of this 1614-nucleotide messenger RNA. RefSeq names its product thymidine phosphorylase-like. Gene Ontology annotation, cellular component: cytosol. Bases 78 to 1445 code for a protein of 455 amino acids. The transcript is spliced from 9 exons. The record is from RefSeq and is a predicted model, not a curated record. Gene Ontology annotation, biological process: pyrimidine nucleobase metabolic process; pyrimidine nucleoside metabolic process. NCBI's taxonomy places the organism in Eukaryota, Metazoa, Arthropoda, Arachnida, Scorpiones, Buthidae. Gene Ontology annotation, molecular function: pentosyltransferase activity; 1,4-alpha-oligoglucan phosphorylase activity.